This is a messenger RNA of Erythranthe guttata (spotted monkey flower), 2221 nucleotides long. RefSeq names its product lysine-specific histone demethylase 1 homolog 1. Gene Ontology annotation, molecular function: protein binding; oxidoreductase activity. NCBI's taxonomy places the organism in Eukaryota, Viridiplantae, Streptophyta, Magnoliopsida, Lamiales, Phrymaceae. Gene Ontology annotation, cellular component: nucleus. The record is from RefSeq and is a predicted model, not a curated record.
UUGAAUCAAUUUCUUUUUUUCUUAUCCCGAAUCACAAAAUUAAUAACAGUUUCCGGCAGCUCUAAAACCCUAGCCCCGGCGUCCACUCGGCGCCGAUGGAAACCACCGAGUCACCACCGGAAUCCACCUCCAUCGUUCCUGCCUCCGCUCAGAACAAUACGAAUCCUGACCCCGCCGUUUCUCACUCCCCAUCCAAAUCCAUUUCCGACCAUAUGGAAAUCAACGAUCCCAUCCCAAUCGCCGAACCCCAACCCCAACCCCGCAAGAGGCGGCGCCGCCGCAAAAAAAUCUUCACGGAUAUGAUCUCCUCAACCGCAUCGCGUCUCCGCGUUAUCCGCCCCCACUCCAAACUCGCCGCCGCCGCCGAAGACAUCGACGACCCCCUCUCCGGCCACCAACGCAAGCGCAGAGGCGCCCCCGACCUCUCCAAGGAGGUCGACAUCGAAGCUCUCAUCGCAAUCUCCGUCGGAUUCCCCGUAGAUUCCCUGACGGAGGAAGAAAUUGAGGCGAACGUAGUCUCCCAAAUCGGUGGCGCAGAGCAAGCCAACUAUAUUAUCGUUCGAAACCACAUCCUCGCCAGGUGGCGAUCCAACGUCUCCGAUUGGCUCACAAAGGACCACGUACUCGAAUCGAUACGCAUCGAGCACAAAAACCUAGUCAACUCGGCCUACAAUUACCUUCUCCACCAUGGCUACAUAAACUUCGGUGUUGCCCCUGCUAUCGCCGCUGUCAAGACCAAAUUCUCCGGCGAAACACCAAAGGGAAGCGUAAUUGUAAUAGGCGCUGGUCUCUCUGGUUUAGUUGCUGCAAGGCAGUUGAUUUUUCUCGGCUUUAGGGUUGUUGUCCUCGAGGGUAGGUCCCGCUCCGGAGGCAGAGUUCGAACGAAGAAAAUGAGCGGAAGUGGCGGCAGUGUGGUGGGUGCCGCCGAUUUAGGCGGCAGUGUGCUGACCGGAAUCAACGGAAACCCGUUGGGAGUUUUGGCACGGCAGCUCGAGUUCCCUCUUCACAAGGUGAGAGAUAUCUGCCCCUUGUAUUUACCCAACGGUAGAACGGUCGAUUCCGAUGUCGAUUCGAAAGUAGAGGUCUCGUUUAAUAAGUUAUUGGAUAGGGUUUGUAAGCUAAGGCAGGGCAUCAUGGAUGAGAUCAAGAAUGUGGACAUUUCUUUAGGAACAGCUUUAGAAGCAUUUAGGCGUGUGUACAAAGUUGCAGAGGAGCCGUUCGAACGGAUGCUAUUGGAUUGGCAUUUAGCAAAUCUCGAAUACGCUAAUGCCACACUCAUGUCGAAUCUUUCCAUGGCUUUUUGGGAUCAAGAUGACCCGUACGAAAUGGGCGGAGAUCACUGUUUUAUACCUGGCGGUAAUGAAAGGCUAAUUAGAGCAUUAGCAGAGGAUCUUCCGAUUUUUUUUAACCGUCCAGUGGAGAGUGUGAGAUACGGAAGUGACGGGGUUAUAAUACACGCAGGGGGGCAAGAGUAUCAAAGUGAUGUAGUGCUUUGUACAGUGCCGCUAGGUGUGCUCAAGAAGGGCACAAUUGAGUUUUCACCGGAGCUUCCUCAAAGGAAAAAAGACGCAAUCGAAAGAUUAGGGUUUGGGUUAUUGAAUAAAGUUGCGAUUUUGUUCCCGUACGAUUUCUGGGGUGGAGAAAUCGAUACGUUUGGGCAUUUGACAGAGGACCCUAAUAUGAGAGGGGAGUUCUUUCUCUUCUACAGCUACUCGUCGGUAGCAGGUGGGCCCCUCCUCAUUGCUCUUGUGGCUGGAGAAGCUGCUGUAAAAUUCGAAAGUAUGUCGCCUGUGGAAUCUGUGAAUAGGGUUUUGGAGAUUUUGAGGGGUAUUUACGGUCCGAAAGGAAUUGCAGUUCCUGAUCCAGUUCAGGCGGUUUGUACUAGGUGGGGUCAAGAUCAGUUCUCGUACGGUUCGUAUUCUUACGUUGCGAUUGGAGCUUCGGGUGAUGAUUACGAUAUUCUUGCGGAGAGUGUGGGAGAUAGAGUUUUUUUCGCGGGCGAAGCAACUAAUAAACAGUAUCCGGCCACGAUGCACGGGGCUUUUAUGAGUGGGAUGAGAGAGGCUGCUAAUAUAAUGAGGGUGGUGACUAGAAAGAGAAUAGUUAAUGCCGAAGCUGCAAAAGUGAAUAAUAAUACUAUUACGAACCAUGAAAGAAAUGAUGUGGAUUUGUUGUUUGAGAACCCCUGAUUUGAAUUUGGGAGCUUUUCGGAUUCUGUGUG